Molecule: messenger RNA, 2778 nt
Organism: Oncorhynchus gorbuscha (pink salmon)
Lineage: Eukaryota; Metazoa; Chordata; Actinopteri; Salmoniformes; Salmonidae
Product: arrestin domain-containing protein 1-like
Exons: 8
Coding region: 79-1506 (475 amino acids)
Biological process (GO): protein transport
Cellular component (GO): cytoplasm
Molecular function (GO): ubiquitin-like ligase-substrate adaptor activity; ubiquitin protein ligase binding
Source: RefSeq, a predicted model, not a curated record
ACAGAGAAGAAAACGCCACUACUGCGUAGUGCGCACAGGUGAUUCAGUUGUCGGUGCCACCUUCUCGUGGUGGAAAACAUGGGAAAACUGCAAGAAUUCGACAUAACUUUUAAAGACAAUAAAGUUGUUUAUAGUCCUGGAGAGUCACUUUCAGGCACUCUGAAAAUCACAACCACCGAAGCUCUGCUAUGUAAAGAUAUCAAAGUGAAUUGCCAAGGCUUCUGUGGUGUCACCAGCAAGAGCAAUGACACAGCCUGGAUGGUGGAAGAGCAGUACUUCAGCAGCACGCUCUCUGUGGCAGAUAAAGGAACCCUGAAACUGGGAGAUCACAGUUUUCCAUUCAAGUUUCUCAUUCCAGCCUCUGUUCCCACAUCCUUUGAAGGAAACUAUGGACAAGUUAUGUACAGAGUGAGGGCUUUCAUUGACACUCCUCGCUUCUCUAAGGACUAUAAGGUGGAGAAGCCUUUCUACCUGCUGAGUCUCCUCAACCUCAACGAUGUACCUGACAUCCAUGGAUGUAGUUCAUCUUCCGUUACUAAGAAGUUCACCUACCUACUGGGGGUAAAGACAGGAACUGUGGUGCUGAAGGCCCAUAGUGACAUGAAGGGCUACACGCCUGGUCAGGUCAUCCAACUGACCACAGAGCUCCACAACCAGUCUGGGAAAACCACAGGGACUGUGGUAGCCUGUCUCAUUCAGAAAGUAACUUACCAGACAAAGAAGCCUACCAUUGACUUGAGGACUUUAGUGCAGGUGGAGGGUGCAGGGGUGAAGGCUGGCAAACAAGUUGAGUGGAAGGAGCAGAUUAUUGUACCUCCUCUGCCCCAGUCAUCUCUGGCUGACUGUGGUCUAAUAAACAUGGAAUACUUUAUUCAAAUCUCCUUGAAAUCUCCUGAGGCUUCGUUUUUGUUGCCCAUCCACAUUGGAAACAUCUCAGUGGAUACCACGUCAGCACGACCCUCCAGACCCCCUCCUCCAACCACCGAUCCUUCUCGCUCCUCCACAAACCCUACCAAGCUAGAAAACAGCAGACGCUCUGAGCCGUCCUCCCAAGACCAAGAAACUCCUACUUGCCCUUCCCCCCACCCAGCCCCAAAACCUGUUCCCAGAAUCAGAGUCUCCACUUCAUCCCCUGCCUCACCCAGUGCCCCUCCAGCUGAGAUGGACUAUCUGGUCAUGGGCGCCAAGGGGCAAGUGACCGAGGCCCUCCCAACUGAGAGCCACUCCCAGCUUGGUUUCUUGAGUUCUCAGGCCACUGUCUCCCCCAGUGCCUUCAGCUAUGCCCCAGGCCUCACCUUCUCCCAGAACCAGUCCCAGAGUGACACCACAAACCCAACGGGACCUUUGUUCUGUGUGUCCACAGGCGCCACCAUCCCAUUCUUCUCUGAGGGCAGUACCAACCCCAAGCCUACCCUCUACCCACUCCUGCCUCCUGAGUACAGCACCUCAACACUCCCACAUGAGGCUCCUCCCAGCUAUGUCGAGAGCUGUAGCAGCAACACAUAAAACAACGUCAUGACACAGGAGAGACUGCUGGCAACACUGAACAUGACAACCAACCUCCCUUCUACUCGAUCAUGCUGCCAGAUAGACCUCUUAAGUACGUCAGCCCAGGUUAAGCAACACCUUUUUUAUGAUUACUGAUUGCUUUCACACAUUGUUUGCGCUUUCAGGACAGUACUGUUUUUACGUAAACAAUUUUUAUAGCUGGAGACAAGGUUUCAAAGUUAAGUCAGGGUAGAUUUAGUUAAGAAUAUUUUGAAAUUGUAUUAUUUAUUUUUUACUAGGCAAGUCAGUUAAGAACAAAUUCUUAUUUACAAUGACGGCCUACACCGGCCAUACCCGGACGAAGCCGGGCCAAUUGUGCGCUGCCCUAUGGGACACCCAAUCACGGCUGGUUAUGAUACAGUCUAGAAUCGAACCAGGGUGUCUAGUGAGGUUCUAGCACUGAGAUGCAGUGCUUUAAACCGCUGUGCCACUCGGGAGACAAAACACCUAUGAUUGAAACCAAGUGAAGAUCCAUGAAGCCCACUAGCAACUGCCCAGGCUAUGUUUUAUGUAACCUGUAUGUUUAUUUAUUGUUUCCACUAAACUGUCUAUUCAUAUACAAUUCACUAUGUUCUAUAUCCAAAUAAUGUUUUAUGCAUAGGAAAUACAGUGCCUUGAUACUCUACAAUGCACAACCUAAUAAAAUUGUGUUGUAUGUUUAGCCAUUUUUGUUUUGCUUUGUUUACUAUGCCAGGGUAAUUGUACAUCUCUAGUUUUAGGCCCGUUUAUCAGUUGUAAACAUGAAGGUUCUUGCACUCCAAUAUAGAUGUCUGCUCAACAUGGAUUCUUGCAAGUCAGUACAAUUCUUGUCUGACAGGGAAACUUUAUUUUUAUAGUUGCACUUUUUAAAGCAUAAUCAUAUUUAGUGGAAUUGUAAGGUAAAUCUGUAUGCCUGGAAAUGCCCUUGUCUGGAGCAGAGCAUCCAAAUUUCAAACUGUCCAGAAAAGUUUUUAAAAUUCUAAAAUCUCUCUCCCAGAUAAAUAGGAAUUUUUAUUCAAAUGUUUUUUAAAUGAGGUUUUCGAGUCAAAGCAACUGAGGAAAAACUAAAUUUCUUCUUUGUAUACUACUUAAAUUAAGAAAAAAGCUAUUUUUGUCAACUCCGUAUUGAUUUUUUUUUUUUAAAUGUAUUUAACUGAAUUGCCUAGUUAAGAACAAAUUCUUAUUUACAAUAAAGCCUAGGAACAGUGGAUUUACUACCUUGUUCAGGGGCAGGACAACAGAUUUUUACAU